AAAUGGGUGAGGAAGUAGUGGGUGAUCACAUGGGUGUGGUUGGUUAACCGUUUCUCCACUAGCCUUGCACACAAGUGACACACAGAGGAGAGCGCUGUGGAUGAUGAAGCUGCGGAUACAUCUCUGGACUCGGGCACCUCGCAGGAUGGAUACAAAGAUGCCUUUGGUUUACUUGAGCAUUUUCCUGUUUAUGAUGUUAAGAGUGUCAAGGGCCCAAACACCUGCAACUGCACCCACACCAACAGAUGCAAAGCAGGCUGAAUCGACAUUUACAGUAAACACUGGAGAAGCAGUGGAAAAGAGAACAACUAGAGAUAUUAACAGCUCCCUGGAAACUAUACCUGAAAAACCCACAAACCAGCAAGCAAACGUCUCCCUCAGUGUUACCACAUCACGAAUAGAGACUUCAGCAGCUUCAAGUACAAAAGCAACAAGUCAACCAAAGCUCACAUCAACUUCAGCACCUGCAGUGAAAACCAACCCUUCUGCACCCGAGAAAACCAUCGAGUGGAAGUCAGAGUGGGACAAAGAUUUCACCUAUGAUUAUAAGUCCCUGAGUUAUGCUGGACUGGUCAUUGCAGCAGUGCUGUUCGUCUUUGGCAUAUUGGUCAUUACCUGUGGAAAGUUCAAUCGGCUGCCCAAAUGCCGCAAGAGGUCAACAAAGUCAUACCGGGUAGCCCAAGGAUAAGGAGAGAGCACGUAUGAAUCCAGUAACCAAAGAAAACAGCUGCAA
Haplochromis burtoni (Burton's mouthbrooder) is the source of this 733-nucleotide messenger RNA. It is a transcript of the gene fxyd5, whose product is annotated as FXYD domain containing ion transport regulator 5. The record is from RefSeq and is a predicted model, not a curated record. Gene Ontology annotation, cellular component: membrane. Lineage: Eukaryota; Metazoa; Chordata; Actinopteri; Cichliformes; Cichlidae. Bases 101 to 688 code for a protein of 195 amino acids. The transcript has 10 exons. Gene Ontology annotation, biological process: regulation of sodium ion transmembrane transporter activity. Gene Ontology annotation, molecular function: sodium channel regulator activity.